AUGGGCUCCUCUACAUCAGCGCCCACCCCCGUCGGCGACAUCGACGCCCUCAUCACCCAGCUGCAGGCCAUCAUCGCCGACCCUUCAGGCUGCACCACGGGCCUCGACGACACCACGCGACAGCGACUCAAGCAGCUGACGCGCGCCGCCUCGGUCGCUCUCGAAGAGCCCUUUGAGACGGUCCAGCGGCUUGUCUAUUCCCUCGGCGCCGCGACCGGCCUGCCGCCGGCCGUGCUCGCGUCCGUCGUGGACUAUCUCGGCGCGCAGGGCCUGCUUCUGAGCGAGCCGGGGGAGGCGGCGCGCGCGACCGGGCUGACGCGGCUGAUGCUGGCGCCGCUCUUCCAAGACGCCGUGACGCACUUCCACGACAACUGUCUCCCCGCCUUUGCUGCCCUCGACACCGUGCUCUCGGCGCCCGCCGGGGGAGAGCGCCUCAACGCCUUCCAGGUCGGCCAGCACUCGUCGCAAGACUUUUACACAUGGCUCGAGACGCGGCCUGUGCAGCACGGCGCCUUUCACCGCUUCAUGGAGGCGCAGUUUGCCAGCCUGCCGACGUGGCUCGACGCCGUGGAUGUCGCCGCCGUUAUGCGCCCCGGCGAGCCCGACCAGGUCGCGUUUGUCGACGUCGGCGGCGGCAACGGCCAGCAGAUUGCGGCGCUCAAGGCGAGGAUCCCGGACCUUCAAGGGAGGGUCGUCUUGCAGGACCGGCCCGAGGUGCUGGACAGGGCGCUCGAGAUCGAGGGUAUGGAGAAGAUGAGUUAUGAUUACCUGACGGAGCAGCCUAUCAAGGAACCUGACUGGCAGACAGACGCCCGCGUCUACUACUUUCGCCAAAUCAUGCACAAUAAUGACGACGUCACCUGCGUCCGCAUCCUAGCGUCGCAGCGGCUCGCCAUGAGCGCUGACAGCAUCGUCAUCAUCGACGACAAGUGCCUGUCCGACGAUAAGCCCCCGCAAGACGGUCCUGGCGUCGAGUACACGGCCGCGCUGAGCAUCGCCAUGGAGGCCAUGUUCAACGCCCAGGAGCGCCGCGAGGCGCACUGGCGGGCGCUGCUGCCCCGUGCGGGGUUGGUCGUCAAGGACAUUCGCCGGUUUACCAAGUUUGAAGAUGCCGUCAUCAUCGCGGCCAAGCAGUAG
This is a messenger RNA of Cordyceps militaris CM01, 1137 nucleotides long. Its product is annotated as O-methyltransferase, putative. Bases 1 to 1137 code for a protein of 378 amino acids. Lineage: Eukaryota; Fungi; Ascomycota; Sordariomycetes; Hypocreales; Cordycipitaceae. The transcript is spliced from 4 exons. The record is from RefSeq and is a predicted model, not a curated record. Gene Ontology annotation, molecular function: O-methyltransferase activity.